Messenger RNA from Drosophila eugracilis, 1649 nucleotides. RefSeq names its product zinc finger protein 436. Gene Ontology annotation, cellular component: nucleus. The coding region runs from base 279 to 1454 and encodes 391 amino acids. The transcript has 2 exons. The record is from RefSeq and is a predicted model, not a curated record. Lineage: Eukaryota; Metazoa; Arthropoda; Insecta; Diptera; Drosophilidae. Gene Ontology annotation, molecular function: RNA polymerase II cis-regulatory region sequence-specific DNA binding; zinc ion binding; DNA-binding transcription factor activity, RNA polymerase II-specific. Gene Ontology annotation, biological process: regulation of DNA-templated transcription.
GGAUAGCUUUUUGAAUAGAAAAGUUGCGGCAUAACGCCAUCAAGCUUUCGAGGCUGAUCCCAAACAGCUUUCCGGCAGCAGCUUUUAAUGUCCCGCAAUGUGAAAGCCCCGGAAAUGAAAUCGUGUUGUUUGGGGUCUGCUCUCCGCCGCUGGCAUAACUGUGAUUGAGGGGGUGGCCGAUGGACGACGACGGACUACGGUAUAGGCGUAAAUUGUGAUAAUUGAUUUCAAUUUGUUCCAUGCCGGUUGAGUUUUGAGUGGAACGCCCGCCGUCAACGAUGUUUGAAUUGAAGCUGAAUCUUUGCGCAAGUCGCAUGGCCGCCGAUUCCACAACUCUGGAUGUAAUGGAUGGAGGAGAUGUGACCAAAACGAUGAUUUGCCGAGCCUGUCUGGUACUGCUUGGCCCCCAGGAUAUCUCUUACAACCUGGAGAGCGAAAAGGAUUUGGCUGGAAAGUAUUUUGGCUGUACUGGCGGUGAUCCAGGAAAGGUCUUUCGCCUGCAGGAUGAGGACUUACCACCCCAGUUGGUCCUGAAAAGCAUCUGCGAGUGCUGCUACCAAUUGGUGCAAAAGUUCCAUGACUUUCAACGCAUGUGCGAAGAGUCGUCACGCAAUUUUGAGAAGCUGCUGCUUGACAUCGACUUUGAAUGCAUCAAACAGCUGGAAGAUAACUUCAAUACACCUGUCUUGGAUACCCCCUCGGAAAGUAAUCAAACCACUAACGGGGAAGCCUCAAUAGAAGCACCCUGCAUCGAAUCAACGGGGGAGAUUGAGGAAGUGUACGUCAUUGAGGACGAGACGGCAAAACAGGAUCUUGGAAAGGAAAAGAUACCCACUUUAUCCAUUAGAAAGUUGUUAGGCCAAAGAAAGCGAAGAGGGGUGAGACAUACCCUCGAAUGCACCAUAUGCCAUCGUGGCUUCUACAAAUCGUCGCUGCUGGAGGCCCACAUGAAGCAGCAUGAGGGUUUAAGACCGUAUACCUGCGUCCAUUGUGCCAAGAGUUAUGCCAGAGCCAAUCUGCUAGACAAACACCUGCGGGAGAUGCAUUAUAAUACCUCGGCAAGGGUAAUCUAUCCCUGCCCAAAAUGCAAUAAAGUGUACACAGCGGACCGAAGUCUCAAAUAUCACUUAAAAAGGUCGCACGACCGGACUCCUAAACUAGAAUCCCCUGAUAGCCGGCACAUUUGUGAAGAGUGCGGAAAAUCCUUUGUGCGAAAGGCCCAUCUAACUCGCCACAAAAGAAUCCACAGCAAUCUAGAGGAUCGGAAAUACUCCUGCCAAUUAUGUGAUCAUAGGUUUUACACCAAGGAAAAUAUGAUAGAUCAUCUGCAACGUAAGCAUGGAAAUAGAAACCUCCUGAGAUGUAGGAAGUGCGGACGCACCUUUAAGAACAGUGUAACCCUUAACAGUCACCUGAAAAAACAUGACUUGAUCGACAAGAGCAAUAUUAUGUAGUUCAAUAAUUUGUUUUAUUUGUGGUUUCAAUAACAUCAAGCUAACUCAACUGUUACAAUGAUUCGAAUUACUUGGAAUUUGUUACACACCAGUAGUUGUGGGAGAAUACCGCAUAAAUGGAGAUACUAAGACGAAUGGUUGAAUCGAUGAGGCUGCCCUAAAAUUAGCUAACAUUCACAUAAUGGCCGGCGCAGC